UAAUUACCAAAUUACCCCUGGAGAAAGAUUUCAAUUCCCUUCUCGCCGCAGCCUUCACUUUGAUCUUCAGAUUGCAGUUCACCGCGCGCAGAGCUCGUUCCAUUUACUCUGAUUUUCACUCCACGGUUUUACUCUCUCUCUCUCUGAGGUUAAAUUUGGGAAUGGGCAAUGAGGAAUUGACUGAGCAGGAAACUGCUCUGUACGAUCGCCAAAUUAGGGUUUGGGGCGUUGAUGCUCAACGAAGACUGAGCAAAUCUCAUAUACUAGUUAGUGGACUCAGAGGCACUGUUGUUGAGUUUUGCAAGAACAUUGUUCUAGCAGGAGUAGGUAGUUUAACUUUGAAUGAUGAUCGUCCGGAGUUCAAUCCUAUGGUUCGAGUUUCUGUACAAAAAGGGGAUUUGUCAAGCUUUGGCAUAAACUUCUUUGACCAGUUUGAUGUUGUAGUUGUCAGUUGUUGCACCCUCUCAACAAAAAAAUCAGUUAAUGAAAAAUGCCACAAGUUGUCGAAGCGUGUUGCAUAUUAUACAGUAGAUUGUAGAGACUCCUGUGGUGAAAUAUUUGUUGAUUUACAGAACUACACUUAUUCCAAGAAAAAACUUCAAGAAACAAUUGAAUGUCUACUACAGUAUCCCACUUUUGAGGAUGCAAUUGCAAUACCAUGGAGAUCUCUUCCGAAGAGGUUGUCAAAGCUUUACUUUGCUAUGAGAGGUACUACAAGUUAUUCAGCUGUUUUGUCAUCUUUAUUCUCAGAGUGGGGUCUUGUGCUUCUAAGGGGAAGCUGGAAAGUCCUCUUAGGUAGGGACAAACAUAAUGCUUUCCACAAUUCCAGACAUCAGAAGUACAAAAAUCUAUUGAUUUGGUAUUUCUUUCUCCUCCUUUAUCUUAUGCCAGAUUCAGAUUGUGUGCUUGGGAUAUGAUUAUUGAUUAUAUGUUGCCAAUUUCCUUCUUUGCACUUGGGCCUCUGAUGGCCAAUUUUACUGGAUGAUCCUACCAACUGAUUAUUUUUGGCAGUGCUUGAAAGGUUCGAAGAGGCUGAGGGGCGUAAUCCUGGAGAAACUUCUACUGCAGACCUUCCUAUUGUCCUAAAGUUGCGGAAGGACCUUUGUGAGGCACAUUCACCAAGUGAAGCUCAGAUUCCUGAUUCUCUUCUAGAAAGAUUGUUGGCGAGUACAACAGAAUUCCCUCCUGUUUGUGCCAUAAUAGGGGGAAUUCUUGGACAGGAAGUUAUUAAAGCUAUAUCAGGCAAAGGAGAUCCCCUCAAGAAUUUUUUCUUCUUUGAUGCUGUGGAUGGGAAGGGCAUAAUAGAAGACAUAUCAAACACCAACACACAAAGCUAGGCAGAGUUGGUCUGGGAGGUUAUACUUCUUUGCUUUUUAACUCAUGAUUUUGAUUAUGAGAAAAGUUCACAGAAGUUUUGUUCCUUUUUCUAGAAUACUUAGAAAAAAAAUUGGAUUUUGUAGGUUAUUUUAGGAUGGGAUUCACAUUGUAUAAAUUGGAGUUCUUGACUUAUUACACUUGUACAAUGGGGGAUUCAGAUGUCCUGUGGUAUACUUUCUCUAAACAAAUUUUUAUUUGUUGGUUUUUUC
This is a messenger RNA of Ilex paraguariensis (yerba mate), 1586 nucleotides long. The record is from the annotation of a GenBank genome assembly. Lineage: Eukaryota; Viridiplantae; Streptophyta; Magnoliopsida; Aquifoliales; Aquifoliaceae.